Messenger RNA from Spodoptera frugiperda (fall armyworm), 3334 nucleotides. RefSeq lists its product as uncharacterized. The coding region runs from base 209 to 3238 and encodes 1009 amino acids. The transcript is spliced from 14 exons. The record is from RefSeq and is a predicted model, not a curated record. Lineage: Eukaryota; Metazoa; Arthropoda; Insecta; Lepidoptera; Noctuidae. Gene Ontology annotation, molecular function: serine-type endopeptidase inhibitor activity.
UUCUCGUCAAGCAGUGUCGGCUAUUGACGGUACUUAGUCGCGGUUUGCGCCUGGACUAGUGAACUCGCGUCUGAUAAUAAUGUAUGUAAACUAACGCGAGUGCACAAACUUAGUUAUAGUUAUAAUAGUCAUAAGGUCUGAACGUAUAGUCCGUAUUAUUAACGCCUUGAACUAAGUAUUUUGUGGUUUUCCUCAAACAGUGAUCGCGAUGACUCCGAGAUUUUUUGUUUUAUUCGCUGCAUGCUUCGCCAUGACAGCUGCAGCGAACAUGUCCCUCGAUCCUCAAGCAAUCCAGGAGGUGUUUGGCAGGGGCGGUUACGCACCACCACCAUCACCACCUCAACAAGCUGUUCCAGUGACUCCUGGACCACCUAAACAGGCUGUGCCAGUGACUCCUGCACCACCUGCCCUACCACCAGACGACAUCUUCAGUCCAGCGGCCUCUGAUUAUGACCAAUUUGACUGGACGUUGACCAAGCGAGUGGCAGCAGUAUCAGACAAAAAUUUCCUCGUGUCUCCUCUGGGUCUAAAGCUGGCACUGGCCAUCCUCACGGAAGCAGCCACAGGAGUCACCCAGAGUGAACUCUCGUCCGUCCUGGGAUUCGACCUAGACAGAAACCUAGUCAGAUCAAAGUUCUCCACUAUCAUUGAGUCUUUACAGAAAGAGUCACCGUACUACAUUCUAAACUUGGGCAGCAGGAUCUACGUCGGUGACAAUACGCACCCGCGACAGAGGUUCGCGGCUAUUGCGCAGGAGUUCUACAAGACUGAGCUGAAGAAUGUCAACUUCAACAACCCCGCCGUUGCCUCCAAGGAGAUCAACACUUGGGUCUCGAAUAUCACACAAGGACACAUCCCCUCAUUGGUGAACGAAGAUGACGUGGCCAACAUGGUGGUGCUGGUGCUGAACACCCUCUACUUCAAGGGUAGCUGGUACCACCAGUUCCCCCCCAACGCCACUCAUUUUGGCAAGUUCAACGUGUCACCGCUCCUCGUGUCGUAUGUCGAGUAUAUGAAUGUAAACGCCAAGUUCUUCUACACCGAGUCCACUAAAUACGAUGCUAAGAUCUUAAGGAUGCCCUAUCUGGGUAACAAAUAUGCCAUGUACAUCAUAGUGCCCAACUCACUGAUGGGUCUACCACGAGUGCUGACCGACAUCGGUGGCCUUCGACAGGAGUUGGAGAACCUUCAGGAGUACACUGUCGACGUCACCCUGCCCAGGUUCCAGUUUGACCAAACUUCGCAGUUAGACGGCAUUUUGAGAGAGUUGGGUAUAAGAGCAGCAUUCGAGGAGACUGCUUCCUUCCCAGGCAUCGCGCGCGGUCAGGAGAUGGACCAGCGACUUAAAGUAUCGAAGGUGCUGCAGCGCGCUGGUAUCGUGGUCAAUGAGCUCGGCAGUAUUGCAUACUCUGCUACAGAAAUAUCGCUGGUGAACAAAUUCGGUGAAGAUAUUGAAGCUACAGCCGAGGUGGUGGCUGACAAACCAUUCCUGUUCUUCAUCCAAGAUGAGGCCACGAGACAGUUGCUGUUCACUGGUCGGGUCUCCGAGCCACAUGGACAAGACGGAAUCCUUAAAGUAUUUGUAAUCUUCGCAUCAAUCCAAAGUUUAGACUGCCACAUACCACCGAGGCUGGCUAAAGUUUUCAAUUCGCGUCAAAACUAUUUUGACAUCGACCUCCUUCGAUAUGUCGCUGAAGGCAAGAGUGGAAACGUGAUGGUGUCUCCAGCCAGCAUCAAGUCUACUUUAGCGAUGUUAAUGGAAGGUGCCCAGGGUGCAACAGCUAGAGAAAUCCAGACGGCACUAAGACUGUUACCUUAUAAAACAGAUUAUAGAGAGCAGCUCAGUCAGUUUAUGAUGGAUUUAGAGAUAAACUCAUCAAGUGUGACAGUACAUAAUGCGAACGGAUUGUUCGUGUCGGAACCACUGCAGCUGAAGAAAGAAUACGAAAUGUUGGCGAAACGUGUUUAUUUCUCUAAAGUGAACAAAUUAGAUUUCAAUGAUCCACGCACUGCCGCUGAUGAGAUCAAUGGCUGGGUGAACAGUAAAACUGGGGGCUUGAUCCCAGCUAUUUUAGAUCAAGCCCACAUCAAUCCUAAGACGGAGUUAUUGUUGACAAGUGCCCUCUACUUUAAUGGGACUUGGCUCAACGAGUUCGACCGCAAGAAAACCCAUGGAGAGUGUUUCUACAGGAACGGUGUUUGUAAAACCGUAGCCAUGAUGAAUUUGGAAGCAGAACUCAAUUAUGCCCACGUGGACGACUUGAGAGCUCAUGCCUUGGAACUGCCGUACCAGAACAAGCGUUACUCAAUGAUGAUCCUCAUGCCCCAAGACCGUGAUGCUGGAUUGGCUCUCAUACGUGAUCUUCCCUACAUCGGAUUGCUGAAGAUAUCCAAUAUGUUGCAGCCUACACCCGUCGUCCUCACGAUGCCCAAGUUCACUGUUGUGUAUGGAGACGAUAUGGUAGCACCUUUGAAGAACAUGGACAUAUCAACUUUAUUUUCUCCUGCUGCAAACCUGUCAGGUAUCAUUGAUGGUGCAGAAGCUCACUUGAACACCAUAUUCCAUAAGGUCUACAUGUCUGUUGACGAGAAGGGAACUAUUGCUGCAGCAGCCACAGCUGAUAUGUUGGCACCUCGCAUCAACAACAAUUCUGUACAACCCGCUGAUCAGUUGGUACCUCUCAUCUACAACAAUUCUGUACCACUUCGUGUUGAUAGGCCCUUCAUGUUCUUCAUUUGGGACAAUGAGAAAGGUGUCGUCCUAUUUGAGGGAAAGAUUGAAGAGCCCACAGAGUGCGAUGCUGUUACUAAUAAUAAGUUUGGUCAGCCUGAAAACCAACCGAGUCAGCCAACAAACCAACCAAGUCAGCCAACAAACCAGCCAAGUCAGUCAACAAACCAACCAAGUCAGCCAACAAACCAACCAAGUCAGCCAACAAUCCUACCAAGUCAGCCAACCAACCAACGAAGUCAGCCAACAGACGAAUCAAUUGAGCCAACCAACCAACCAAGUCAGCCAACAAGCCAACCAAGUCAGCCAACAGACGAACCAAGUGAGCCAACAAACCAACCAAGUCAGCCAACAAACCAACCAAGUCAGCCAACAGACCAACCAAGUCAGCCAACAAGAGAUCCGUCACAGUCUACGAGUGUACCGACUACAGAAUAUUCCACGAGGCCAUACUACGAUGAGCCUUCAAUAGACUGGUUCCAAAAAGUUUCCAGUUAUUUCGGUUGAUUAGUCAUUUAAUUAAUUUGAAUAGAGUAAUAUAAUUUCAAGUUUUAUAUUAUUAUUUUGACAUACCUAACAUCGAAAUAUAAAGGAAAUUAUUAA